Clunio marinus is the source of this 246-nucleotide messenger RNA. The record is from the annotation of a GenBank genome assembly. Lineage: Eukaryota; Metazoa; Arthropoda; Insecta; Diptera; Chironomidae.
AUGCAGCGCAGUGUUAAGGAAAUUUUAACAGCACGAAAAUUAAAAACAACUGUUUACAUCAACGAAACCUCUUUACUAACAUCCUGGUGCUUUGACUGCGACAAGCAGAAUCAGUCAAGCAGUCAAAAGUCAUUCGACUUAGGCGACAGUCGCUUCAAAGCUUUUAUGAUUGAGUGGCGACAUCAAGCAAUGAGCCUCAAUAAAGCUUUUCUUCACGGUGGAGUUAUUUUUGGCAGUCUCGUUUAA